Molecule: messenger RNA, 1482 nt
Organism: Cavenderia fasciculata
Lineage: Eukaryota; Evosea; Eumycetozoa; Acytosteliales; Cavenderiaceae
Gene: abcH2
Product: putative non-transporter ABC protein
Exons: 5
Coding region: 1-1482 (493 amino acids)
Biological process (GO): transmembrane transport
Cellular component (GO): plasma membrane
Molecular function (GO): transmembrane transporter activity; ATP binding; ATP hydrolysis activity
Source: RefSeq, a predicted model, not a curated record
AUGACAUCAACAUUUGACGAACAAGCUCAAGUCGAUGAGAAUUACUUUGGUCAAGUUAGACUAAAAGAUGACGAUGGUAUCGAUUACCAUGACCCAAAGAAUAUAUUGACAAUGAAGAAUAUACAUAAAACUUAUUUAUUGGGUAUUGAAGGUGUACCUGCUCUAAGAGGUGUAUCGAUGUGUAUAAAGAGAGGUGAUUUUGUUUGUAUAUUUGGUACAUCUGGUGGUGGAAAGACAACCAUGUUAAACAUUAUUGGUACAAUCGAUAAACCUACCAAAGGUGAUAUGAAGUUGUGUGGGAAAACUAUCAAUCAUAAAACAACUGAUAAGGAUUUGGCAUUCUUAAGAUUAAAAAAUAUUGGAUUUGUAUUUCAAACAUUUAAUUUAUUAUCAUCAUUGACUGCAUUGGAGAAUGUAGAAAUGCCAAUGAUUUUAUUGGGAGAGUUGAAUGCUGCCGAGCGUCGUGAACGUGCCAUUUCACUAUUGACAAAGGUUGGUAUGAAGGAUCGUGUCGAUCACGUUCCUAGCCAAUUGUCGGGUGGUGAACAACAAAGAGUAACCAUUGCAAGGGCAAUGGCAAAUAACCCCGAUAUAUUAUUAUUGGAUGAACCAACAGGUGAUUUGGAUACAGUAAAUACAUCGAUUGUAAUGAAACUGUUGACUGAUUUGAACCGAAAUGAUGGUGUUACAUUGGUGAUGGUGACACAUGAUGUUGGACUAAAGAUGUAUUCAGACAGAGUCAUUUGGAUGCGUGAUGGAAAGAUUCAACGUAUCGAGACGGUCAAUCCACUCUCUAAAAAGGAGCAGUUUGAGAAACUGUACCGCGAGAUUGACCACAUUCAGAGCAGUCAAAAGGGUGGUGUACACAGCGUCAUCACAAACAACAACAACAAAAAGGUGACCGAGGUACGACGUCCUAUCGAUUACAAGUCGAUUGCUUCGUUUACAGCUGCCGGAGGAUCACUUACAGGUGCGUCGUCAUCCAUGAACAAGAAACCUAUCCGCGGCAACAACAUCAACAACAAUAAUAAUAACCCUAAACCAUUUAUUGUUGAGAGUUAUAGUAAUAGUAGUAGUACAGUUGAUUUUGGUUCAACCUCUACAACAUCUACAUCUAACAACAACAAUAAUAAUGGUAAUAAUAAUAAUAAUUCACACAAAUAUCGUCAACAACCACUUUUAAAUAUAAAUGAUGAUAAUGAUGAUGACGACGACGAUUAUAAUCAAGAUGUUAGUAGUGAUGAUAUCAACAAUAUUCGUGGUCGUGAUAAUAGUUAUUUGUUUGAUGAUACUGGUCCAUCAUCCUCAUCUUCAAAGUAUUUUGGUCAAAAUAACAAUAACAACAGACAACAACCAAUCGCCAAUACCAAUGAUAUUUAUAUAAACAUUAAUCAAGCUUUGGGUGUUGGCCAAAAUAAUAAUAACAAUAACAAUAAUAAUACAGUUGAGAAUUUAACCAAUGAUUUGGAUGCGAUAUUAUAA